Molecule: messenger RNA, 5459 nt
Organism: Trachymyrmex septentrionalis
Lineage: Eukaryota; Metazoa; Arthropoda; Insecta; Hymenoptera; Formicidae
Gene: Sec24AB
Product: protein transport protein Sec24A
Exons: 15
Coding region: 177-3821 (1214 amino acids)
Biological process (GO): COPII-coated vesicle cargo loading; intracellular protein transport; endoplasmic reticulum to Golgi vesicle-mediated transport
Cellular component (GO): COPII vesicle coat; endoplasmic reticulum exit site
Molecular function (GO): SNARE binding; zinc ion binding
Source: RefSeq, a predicted model, not a curated record
AGCUGCCACGUAAUGUUGUGUGUGCCGUUCGUUCGUUCAUGAAUCGCUGCUAUUAGGAUUCAUCUUGUGGUGCUGCGUGGAGGCGAACGGCAACGAGGGCGAUGCACGAGCCUGCGUCUAUCCGUUUCUAAUUUUUGGCUACACAUUAGUACGAAGUGAAUUGUUAAAGCAACAAAAUGUCACAGUCAAGCGGUUACCAGUAUCCAUUGUACACAGAUUCUAACAAUCCUUUGAAAAAUGAACCACCUCCUAUAGUAAAUGGUCAAAAUCCUGCAUCUCAGCAAAAUGGAAUGCAGUCUCCUCAGUUCAAUCUAACUGGUACACCAUCAUCACAGUCGUCGCGUGAUCCAUCCAGGGAGACUUCUAGAGAUCCAUCACCAACUCAAUAUCUUCACAACCAAUAUCGGCCUCAGUUGCCACGACCGCCAAUGUCACCAAUAAAUAGACGUCGGAACGCUAAUGUGUUGCCUCCGCCACCUAGAACAUCACAACCUUAUAGUCCUGCAAAUCUCUAUAAUGCUCACAGCCAGAAUGUUGCUAGCACUCACGAGAACAUUGCAGUCGGUACAUCUUCAAUCGCCUUUGUGUCUCAACCUAGCCAAGAAAUUCAACAUCGACCCAUGAUUCCUUCAAAUCAGAUGCCUCCAAUAGCAAAAAAUUUGACUCCAGUGUCUGCACCAUCAACGUUUGCGGAUACUAUUAAACCAGAGCCAGCUAAAAUGAACCAAAGCUAUCAAUGGGCAACUAAUCCCCCACCUACUAACAUUCCGCAGGGUACUAUAGGCGUUCCUGGUGUAUCCAGUAGCAUUGAUAAGACUAGUCAUGUCUCAACGGAUCAAACUACGGAAAGUCAAACAUCCUUUGCUAGAGUAAAUAAGAUUUCGGCAUACAAUCAAGGACAUUCUAUCCCUCCACCCGCAUCCAAUGUUAAUCUACCUCCUUCGAACGUCACUCAUUUAAAUCAAAACAGUUAUGUACAGCAAGAACCAGUGAGUUCUGGUAUACAACCACCAAGGACUCAAAACAUUCAAGCACAAUCAACGAUUAGUCCUGAAAGCUUAAGUAAUCCACAACUCAGAUAUGGAAGUCAACAGAAUAUAUCCAAUGCAUCGUCAAUGCCAAAUUCAAGCACGCAAAAUUUAUUCUAUAAUGCACAAGCCCAUAAUGUAGGCCCACGAAAUCUUCAUGAUUAUAGUUCUCAACCUAUGAAAUCUCAAAAUUUACUUACUGGUUAUAUGGAUCCUACGGGAUUGGGAAGUAAUUGUCAAGGUCAGAAUAUACAUCAAAAUUUAGCUGGUCAGAGGAAAUAUCCGCAACAAGACACUGCCAAUACCAUGAUGCUACCGCCUUCAGGAGGUAAUCAGUUACAAGGUGCAAGAUUACCUCCAUCAGGAAUACCUCCUCUUCCAGGACUGCAGACGUAUGACUCUCGGUCGCAAUAUCCUAGCCCAAUGACAAACGUACCAUUAGACUCGUCUAAUAGAAGGUAUCCCAAUAUGUACCCAGACCAAUUAAAUCAAUUAAAUAAUCAGAUGAGCAAUUUGAACGUCACACAAGUUGGCUACAACAAAAUAUGGGGGAUGGAAUCGAUAGAUCUCUUGCAAUGCCGAAAUAUACUGCCACCUGAAAAAGUCGAACCACCAAAGAUCAAGUUAAAUCAGGAAUUCCUGGAUUCCGUAAAUUGUAAUCCUGACAUAUUCAGGUGUACAUUAACAAAAGUCCCAGAAUCGAAUUCGCUUCUACAGAAAUCAAGAUUACCAUUCGGCGUACUAAUACAUCCUUUUAAGGAUUUAAACCAGCAUUUAGCAGUGAUUCAAUGCAAUACGAUCGUGCGUUGUCGAGCUUGCCGAACAUAUAUCAACCCGUUUGUGUACUUCGUCGAUUCGAAAAGAUGGAAAUGCAAUCUCUGUUUCAGAUUAAAUGAACUUCCCGAAGAAUUUCAAUUCGAUCCUGUGACAAAAUCGUACGGCGAUCCAUCACGACGGCCGGAAGUGAAAACCGGCACGAUAGAGUUUAUUGCGCCAAGCGAGUACAUGGUCCGUCCACCUCAGCCCGCUAUCUAUCUCUUUGUCAUGGACGUUUCUCGUCUUGCGGUAGAAAGUGGGUAUUUGCAGAUAGUUUGCAAUACGAUCACCGAUGAACUGUCGCGUCUCCCUGGCGACAGCCGCACUCAAAUCGGUUUUCUUGCUGUUGAUUCUACUCUGCACUUCUUCAGCAUGCCCGAUAACGUCUCGCAACCACAUGAAAUGGUCAUGCUAGAUAUCGACGAUGUGUUUCUACCGUGUCCAGAAAACCUAAUUGUAAAUCUGAAAGAACGUGAGGAGCUUGUUCGUGAUCUUCUCGCCCAGCUUCCUAUCAAAUUCUGUGGCACUCAUGAUACUAAUAGCGCUCUUGGUGCUGGUCUUCAAGCUGCCUACAAACUCCUCGCUGGUGUUGGAGGACGUAUCACCGUUUUUCAAACGUGUUUGCCUAAUAUUGGUCCAGGGGCCUUGCAACCGAGAGAAGAUCCCAGUACUAGAGUGAACAAAGACGUGCCACAUCUUAAUCCCGCAACAGAUUUCUAUAAAAGAUACGCUCUGGAUUGCAGUGGACACCACAUUGCAAUUGAUCUAUUCUUAUUGAAUAGUCAAUACAGCGAUCUGGCAACUUUAUCAUGCAUGUCAAAAUUUACGGGUGGUUGCAUUUACCAUCUGCCACUGUUCCGAGCAUCGAAGUUACAGAAUAGUGAAACUUUAGAAAGAUUACUUCGUCGUUAUUUGACGAGAAAGAUUGGCUUUGAAGCGGUGAUGCGGCUUCGUUGUACUCGUGGUCUCAGUAUUCAUGCCUUCCAUGGCAGCUUCUUCGUUCGAUCGACUGAUCUCCUCUGCUUGCCAAAUAUUAAUCCGGACGCCGGUUUCGGCAUGCAAAUCUCCAUCGAUGAAAAUCUUUCCGAUGUGCAGAGUGUAUGCUUCCAAGCGUCUCUUCUGUAUACUUCAAGCAAAGGUGAGCGAAGAAUUAGAGUACACACUCUAUGCCUGCCUGUGGUGGCAAGUCUAUCGGAUGUAUUGCAUUCUGCAGAUCAACAAUGCAUAGUCGGUUUAUUAUCAAAAAUGGCUGUUGAUCGAUCGCUUCAGUCAUCUUUAUCAGAUGCAAGAGAAGCAUUAAUAAACGUCGCUAUUGACAUCUUAUCCGCGUACAAAUUAGCACAAUCUUCGAGCGGAGGAGGACUUAUUGCUCCAGGAAGUUUAAAGCUGUUGCCAUUAUACAUUAUCGCAUUGUUGAAAAGCAUAGCAUUUAGAUCCGGCACGAGCACGCGUUUGGAUGAUCGCAUAUUCGCUAUGUUUCAAUUAAAGACAUUACCGUUAGCACAACUGAUACAGGUGGUUUAUCCUGAUUUGUAUCCCGUUCUCAUGCUUGAUGACCGCAAUGCAAGGGACAUUGACGGCAAAGUGUGUCCACAACCGCCUCGACUUAAUUUAUCUGCUGAGAAAUUCGACAGCCGGGGCAUCUUUCUUAUGGAUGCUGGCGAUAGAAUCUUUAUUUAUAUUGGCAAGAAUAUCAAUCCAAUUUUCUGUACAAAUAUAUUCGGCACUUCGGGAUUUACAUCUAUUCCAGAGGAAAUGUACGAAUUACCGGAAUUGGAUACAGUAGAAAGCGAACGGUUGCGAAACUUUGUAUUUAGUUUACAAGAGGAAAAACCAUACUACGUACCUGUACAAAUUAUCAGGGACGAUAGCCAUUUUAGGACGUUAUUCAUCGAACGAUUGAUAGAGGAUCGAUUCGAAUCUGCUCUUAGUUACUACGAGUUCUUACAACAUCUCAAGACGCAGGUGAAGGAGUGACCAAGUUAAGGAAUUUGUGCAUGAGACCAACUCCUGCCGAAGUGUUAAUCAUCGGGUGAUGGAAUCAUCGUAAAACAAUCGCACAAUUAAAAAAUUGUGCGAUCCGUUAUAAUUCAUUAAUUGAUCAUGGGUCAUUCGGGAUAUUUUGGGACAUGUCGCGUGAUUCAAGAUCUACUUAUGCAGCAGUGACAGCCUUAAUGAAAGACACUGACACAUUUAAAUAAUAUGAUAGAUUGUAUAAUUAUUGUUAUUAUUAUAUUAUAUUAUUGGUUAUUUACCAUCGGUAGCUUCAUCAUAUAGACUUGCGUUUUUGUUGCGCGUAUUCACUUGGGUUAAGCAAUUUCUUCAACUCGUCCAGUAAAUAAUAUGUAAUUUUUUAUUAUUUUGUGUUAUAUCUACAACAGUUUUAAUCUAUGAGAUUUAUUUGUUCAGUAGGAAAAUCUUUUUCACAAUAGCAGUAAUUCAUUGAAUAGCAUCAGCAUGACGAUCAUAGUCGAUUUCCUCUAUUCUAGAAUCAUGGGAUCGAGCUUUUCUUUUAUUCUAAGAUAUUAGUAGAAAUGCCAAUGUCCGCUGUAUUUUACUUGCUUUCUUAUCUACUCGCGAUUAUGUGGUAAAUGCAAAAGCGAGAGAGAGAGAGAAAGAGAGAGAGAGAGAGAGAGAGAGAGAGCGCAGUGAAAAAAGAAUCUUAUGUUAGAGGAAAACAGUUGACUUGAAGUAGAAGAAAUCGACUAUUUUUUGAUGAAGUUUGUAUAGAAUAUUUUUUUUUAAUUAUGUUUCUGCAUUCUUUCAAUUUCUAUGUCGAAAUAUCGCAAUACGCAAGUGUUCUUACCUUAAAAAAAAAUACCAUCUUCAGAAAAUCUUGAAAAAUAUUAGUUACGAGUAAUUAUAUGCAAUAGAAAUGGAAUUAAAUAAGUGCAAUUUUGCAUUUGCAGUAUAAGUAAUAUAAUAAAUGAAGAUGCUUGCAGGCUGAGUGUCGCCAAACGAAGAUGUGGUGAUAAGUAAUACGCUCCUGUAAUUUAAUCACCUGCAGGCAAUAAAACAUACGAAGAGGGAAUAGUAACAAAACUCGUGAAAAAAUUAUAUUGUCAGUCACUAUGUCAUUCCUUAGACGAUGACAUAUUGUUAAUUAAACAUUGUAAAAUUAAACUUUGCAGUGAGUAAAAGCGUAAUAAAUAAUUUCGAACAGUCGACGAACAUUGCAAUUAAAAUAUCGUUUGAAUUGCAAUUGAAUUAAGUAAUUGUAAAAAAAAAAAUAUAGGAAAGGACAGAAUGAUUUCGCGCUAAUGUAAAAUAUGAAUCGAUCGUUCGAGGCGUAUAAACUCGCCUAUAAAGGACUCUAUAACAAAAUAAAAUAAAUAAUGGUAAAUAAUAGCACUAGCAAGUGUUAAGAAAUAAACAAAUGAAUAUUGUAAAAUAAUCGUACUACUCGUACUUUGUCAUGCUGCCAAACGAAUUUCUCCGGCGUAGUUCUUUUCUCACCAUUUUACGAUCCGCCGAAGUUAAAAGUAGCGUGUGACUUAGUUUAUUAUUUAAUAAUUAUAUAUAUGUGCAUAUAUAUAUAUAUAUAAUUAUACGGGAAGUAAAUUGUACAUUCGUUGUUAUUUUCUUUACCAUCCCCUACCCGUGUAUACCGUUCGA